AUGUUCCGGCUACUCUUUAUCCUCAUCAGCACCAGUAUCACUGGCGCCGCCGAAACCUGCGUCGCCAACAACUUCGUCGCCGGCGCCGCCGGCCUCAGCGCCUCGUUUCUCGGCGCAUUUACGCCUUCCGAGUGCGCCAAGCUGCGAGAGGCCUCGCGCUCCGCCGCCACAAACGCCACCGCCGACGUCCGCUCAAAUCCGAACUCCGACGCGCCGUGGGUCUCGCGAACGUAUGUCGUGGGAGACGGCUUCCGGUCGGAUGGACCGAGCGGCGCUCUCGAGCUUCCGGCCUGGGCGAAGCAGCGCCUGCUCUCGCUGGCGCUCACCGCCGAUCGCAGCUUGUGGAGACUCUCCCGCGCGGAGAGCGACGGCCUCGAGGCGCCGAUCGUGUCCACAUACGUUUCGCCUGCCGACCAUUUUGGCUGGCACGUCGACCAGUCGGUCGAGCAGGCGGCGGCCGACGCUUCGGCGGGCCGUGCCGGGAGGCUGCUCGCCAUCGCUCUGCAGCUCUCUUCUCCGGGUGAGUACGAGGGCGGCGAGCUGGAGGUUGGUGCGAGCGUGGCGCCGCGCGGGGUCGGCGACCUCGUCGUCUUCCCGGCGGCGACAGGUGCGCGUGUCGCACUCAUCGCGUGGCUUCGCGGCGGCGGCGGCGGCGCCGACACCGCCCUUGAGCUCCACCGACGAGUGCUCGGCGCGUGGACUGGGACCGGCGAGGCGGCGGGCGCGCUGUCGGGCGACGCGGUCUCCUCGCCGCCAGCUGCGGUGCUCAGCCUGCUCGCCGCGCAGCUCGAGCAGGCGGGGAGGCACGCCGAGGCGCUGCCGCUGCUGCAGAGGGCGGCGGCGCAGCAGCCUGACGACGCGGCGGCGCGGAACCGUAGAGGGGGAGGGCAGAGUCCGUGUGUUCCGACUAGCACACGAGGGGACAUGUGCAUGUGCUCAACUAUUCUCAGCCGUAUUCGGUGUAUUCGUAGCCCUCGUAUUCGCGCGGUGCUCCGAAUACACUGA
Messenger RNA from Emiliania huxleyi CCMP1516, 1005 nucleotides. RefSeq lists its product as hypothetical. The transcript is spliced from 3 exons. Bases 1 to 1005 code for a protein of 334 amino acids. Lineage: Eukaryota; Haptophyta; Isochrysidales; Noelaerhabdaceae. Gene Ontology annotation, molecular function: protein binding. The record is from RefSeq and is a predicted model, not a curated record.